AUGCCGGCUACAGAGAAGGACCUUGCUGAAGAUGCGCCCUGGAAAAAGAUCCAACAGAACACGUUCACCAGGUGGUGUAACGAACACCUGAAAUGCAUCAACAAACGAAUCAACGACCUACAAAAGGACCUGAGCGACGGGCUUAAACUCAUAGGACUUCUGGAAGUUUUGAGCCAAAAGAAAAUGUACAGAAAGUAUCACGCCAGACCCAAUUUCAGGCAAAUGAAACUGGAGAAUGUGUCUGUCGCGUUGGAAUUCCUCGAGCGAGAGCAUAUCAAACUGGUGUCAAUAGACAGUAAAGCUAUAGUGGAUGGGAACCUGAAGCUGAUCCUGGGCCUCAUAUGGACUCUCAUUCUUCAUUACUCCAUCUCCAUGCCUAUGUGGGAAGAUGAGGAUGAUGAAGAUGCAAAAAAGCUCACUCCUAAGCAGCGCCUUCUGGGCUGGAUCCAGAACAAAGUUCCUCAGCUGCCCAUCAAUAACUUCCACCGUGACUGGAGGGACGGCAAGGCUCUGGGAGCCCUGGUGGACAACUGUGCACCUGGUUUGUGUCCUGACUGGGAGACAUGGGACCCCAGUCAGCCUGUGGAGAAUGCCAGAGAGGCCAUGCAACAGGCUGAUGACUGGUUAGGUGUGCCUCAGGUAAUUGCUCCAGAGGAGAUUGUGGACCCGAAUGUGGACGAACACUCUGUAAUGACGUACCUGUCCCAGUUCCCCAAAGCCAAACUCAAACCUGGUGCCCCACUCCGCCCCAAAACCCUGCACCCCAAGAAAGCGAAGGCCUAUGGACCAGGUAUUGAGCCCCGGGGAAACGUGGUGCUGAGACCAGCGGAGUUUAUCGUGGAGACAGUAGAGGCAGGACUUGGGGAGGUGCUGGUGUAUAUAGAGGACCCAGAAGGUCACACAGAAGAGGCCAGAGUGAUUCCUAACAAUGACAAGACUCGCAGCUACUCUGUGGUCUAUGUGCCUAAGGUGGAAGGACUGCACAAGGUGAAAGUGCUUUUUGCUGGGCAGGACAUUGACAGAAGUCCCUUCCUGGUGAAUGUCUCAAAGGCACUGGGAGACCCCAAUAAGGUUCAGGCUCGUGGGCCAGGCCUAGAGCCAGUGGGCAACAUGGCCAAUAAGCCCACCUAUUUUGACAUCUACACAGCAGGUGCUGGAGCUGGUGAUGUGGGUGUGAUCAUUGUGGACUCUCAGGGCCGGCGUGACACUGUGGAAAUUAUUCUGGAAAACAAGGGCGAUAGUAUUUUCCGUUGUACUUAUGGGCCUGUGUUAGAGGGUCCACACACAAUCUAUGUCACAUUUGCUGGCCAGCAGAUACCCAGAAGCCCUUUCACUGUUCACAUCUCUGAGGCAAGUAACCCCAAUGCCUGUCGUGCCACGGGGCGAGGCCUGCAGCCAAAGGGUGUGAGAGUGAAGGAGGUGGCAGACUUUAAGGUGUACACACGUGGGGCAGGAAGUGGAGAGCUGCGAGUCCAGGUUAAAGGGCCAAAGGGUGGAGAGGAGCCAGCGAAGGUGCGUGAGGCUGGAGAAGGUUUAUAUGAAUGUGAAUACUAUCCCAUCAUACCAGGAAAAUAUGUAGUCACCAUCACCUGGGGUGGCCAUGCCAUCCCCCGCAGUCCGUUUGAGGUAGUAGUGAGUGAGGAUGCAGGACCACAGAAGGUCAGGGCUUGGGGUCCUGGGCUGGAGACAGGCAUGGUGGGAAAAUCGGCUGACUUUGUUGUAGAGGCCAUAGGCAUGGAGGUUGGAACUCUGGGAUUUUCCAUUGAGGGCCCAUCUCAGGCUAAGAUUGAGUGUGACGAUAAGGGGGAUGGUUCUUGCGACGUUCUCUACUGGCCCACUGAGCCUGGUGACUAUGCUGUUCAUGUCAUCUGUGAUGAUGAAGAUAUUAAAGACAGCCCCUUCAUGGCCCAUAUCCUCCCGGCAGCCAAUGACGUCUUCCCUGACAAGGUGAAAUGCUAUGGUCCAGGGUUAGAGCCCACAGGCUGCAUUGUGAAUAAGCCAGCUGAGUUUACCAUUGAUGCCCGUGGAGCUGGCAGAGGCCAGCUGAAGAUCUAUGCCCAGGAUGCAGAGGGGUUCCCCAUUGACAUCCAGAUCACAGAUAAUGGAGACAGCACUUUUUUCUGUGUGUAUGUCCCGACCAAGCCUAUUAAACACACCAUUAUCAUCACCUGGGGAGAGGUCAAUGUUCCCAACAGCCCCUUCAGAGUGAUCAUAGGAGAGGGCAGUCACCCGGAGAAUGUCAAAGUUUAUGGGCCUGGUGUGGAGAAGACAGGUCUUAAGGCUAAUGAGCCAACAUACUUCACUGUAGACUGCAGUGAGGCUGGGCAAGGUGACGUCAGCAUUGGUAUUAAGUGUGCUCCUGGAGUGGUGGGUCCAGCAGAGGCCGACAUUGACUUUGACAUCAUCAAAAAUGACAAUGACACGUUUACAGUGAAAUACACACCCCCAGGCCCUGGACGCUACACCAUCAUGGUGCUAUUUGCUGACCAGGAAAUACCCAUCAGCCCCUUCCGGAUAAAAGUGGACCCUUCCCAUGAUGCUAAUAAGGUGAAAGCAGAAGGCCCUGGACUCAACAAGACAGGGGUUGAGGUUGGCAAGCCAACCCAUUUCACUAUCUACACUAAAGGAGCAGGCAAAGCCAUCCCGGAGGUGCAGUUCACAGGAGCAGCUAAAGGAGAGGCUGUCAAUGACUUUGAGAUCAUUGACAAUCAUGAUUAUUCUUUCACUGUACGAUACACUGCCAUGCAACAGGGCAACAUGAGCAUCUCUAUCUGUCAUGGGGGAGAUCCUAUCCCUAAAAGCCCCUUCAACAUCAGUGUUGCCCCUCCACUAGAUCUCAAUAAAAUCAAAGUUCAAGGGCUCAACAACAAGGUUGAUGUUGGGAAGGACCAGGAGUUCACAAUAAACACACGAGGAGCUGGUGGCCAGGGUAAAGUGGAUGUAAAGAUCACCUCACCAUCUCGGCGACCAAUCCCAUGCAAAGUGGAAUCAGGCACAGCCAAUGAAGUACACACUGUGAAGUACAUCCCCCCCGAGGAGGGGCCAUAUAAAGUGGAUAUCACCUAUGAUGGAAACCCUGUACCAGGAAGCCCCUUCACUGUGGAGGGGGUCAUGCCCCCUGAUCCCUCAAAGGUACGUGCGUAUGGCCCUGGCCUGAAGGGUGGCAUUGUGGGUAAACCCGCCCCUUUCGCUAUUGACACUAAGGGGGCAGGGACAGGCGGCCUGGGUCUGACGGUGGAGGGUCCAUGCGAGGCCAAGAUCGAGUGUCAAGACAACGGCGAUGGUUCCUGCUCUGUCUCUUACCUGCCUACUGAACCAGGAGAGUAUGCCAUCAACAUCCUGUUCGCUGACCAGCACAUCCCUGGCUCUCCCUUCAAGGCUGUAGUACAGUCUGUCUUCGAUCCCAGCAAGGUAACAGCCAGUGGCCCAGGCCUGGAAAGAGGGAAAGUCAAUGAAGCAGGCUCCUUCACGGUGGACUGCUCCAAAGCCGGUGAGGCUGAACUCACCAUUGAGAUCAUCUCAGACUCGGGUGCUCAAGCAGAGGUGCAUGUUCAGAACAACAGUGACGGCACAUACUCCAUCACCUACAUACCUCCUUUCCAUGGCAUGUACACCAUCACUAUCAAGUAUGGAGGACAUGCAGUGCCCAAGUUCCCUGCUCGAGUGCAGGUAGACCCUGCUGUUGACACCAGUGGAAUUAAAGUUUAUGGUCCAGGAGUGGAGCCUAGAGGAGUCCUCAGAGAGGUGACCACACACUUCAUUGUAGAUACCCGUGCUCAGAGUAAAGCCGGCGGUAAUGAUAUAAAGGCGCGCAUUGUCAACCCCUCAGGUGCCAGCACAGAUGUCUACAUCACUGACAAAGGAGAUGGCACAUACAGAGUGGAAUACACAGCAUAUGAGGAUGGUAUGCAUCUGAUUGAAGUGCUGUAUGGUGAUGUGGCUGUACCUAAGAGUCCAUUUAGAGUUCAAGUAACAGAAGGCUGUGACCCAAGCCGUGUGCGGGCUUAUGGUCCUGGUCUGGAGGAGGGUCUUGUGAACAAGCCCAACCGCUUUACAGUGGAGACAAGGGGUGCUGGCACAGGUGGUCUGGGUCUUGCCAUUGAAGGACCCUCUGAGGCUAAGAUGUCCUGUAAGGAUAAUAAAGAUGGCAGCUGCAGUGUAGAGUACAUCCCCUUCACUCCUGGUGACUAUGACGUCAACAUUACGUUUGGAGGCUUGUCCAUCCCAGGAAGUCCAUUCCGCGUCCCUGUGAGGGAGCUGGUGGACCCCAGUAAGGUGAAGUGCUCUGGCCCAGGACUGGGGAGUGGGGUCCGUGCUCAUGUCCCACAGACUUUCACUGUGGACUGCAGCAAAGCAGGCCUGGCUCCACUGGAGGUGCUGCUCUAUGGACCCACAGGUGUGGCUGAGCCAGUUAAUAUCACUGAUAAUGGUGAUGGUACACACACGGUGAUUUACACUCCUGCAAAGGAUGGCCCUUACACAGUGUGUGUCAAAUAUGCUGACCAAGAGGUCCCACGAAGUCCAUUUAAAGUAAAGGCUUUACCAGCUCAUGAUGCCAGUAAAGUGCGUGCUAGUGGUCCUGGUCUAAAUGCCUCUGGAGUGCCAGCCAGUCUGCCCGUUGAGUUCACCAUUGAUGCCCGCGACGCAGGGGAGGGGCUCCUAACUGUUCAGAUCCUGGACCCAGAAGGAAAGCCAAAGAAGGCAAAUAUCCAUGAUAACAGAGAUGGCACGUAUACAGUGUCCUAUGUGCCAGACAUGACAGGUCGCUACACCAUCACCAUCAAGUAUGGAGGAGAUGAGAUCCCAUACUCUCCCUACCGCAUCCAUGCCCUGCCUACUGGAGAUGCCAGCAAAUGUCUUGUCACAGUCUCCAUUGGAGGACAUGGAUUGGGCUCGGGUCUGGGACCCACCAUUCAGAUUGGUGAGGAAACAGUCAUCACUGUUGAUGCAAAGGCUGCUGGGAAAGGAAAAGUCACCUGCAAAGUAUCAACACCUGAUGGGGCUGAACUGGAUGUGGAUGUUGUGGAGAAUGCAGAUGGAACCUUUGAUAUCUACUACACAGCACCUGAGCCAGGAAAAUACGUCAUCACCAUCCGAUUUGGUGGGGAGCACAUUCCCAACAGCCCCUUCCAUGUGGUGGCAUCUGAUACCAUUCCAAUAAUUGAGGAGCCAUGUGAUAAAGUGCAGUUACAGCAGCCCUACACACCCUACCAGGGCUACUCCCCUCACUGGGCCACAGAGGAGCCUGUUACUGCUGUUGAUACCAUGGAACCUAUGCUCCGCCCCUUCAAUCUGGUCAUUCCAUUCACUGUACAGAAAGGAGAGAUCACAGGUGAAGUUCGUAUGCCGUCGGGUAAGACCGCCCAUCCACACAUCACAGACAAUAAGGAUGGAACAGUCACAGUAAAAUACGCACCCACUGAAAAAGGCCUUCAUGAGAUGGACAUCAAAUAUGACGGCAACCACAUACCGGGAAGUCCACUGCAGUUUUAUGUGGAUGCUAUUAACAGUGGCCAUGUGAAUGCCUAUGGGCCUGGCCUGAGUCAUGGCAUGGUCAACAAGCCUGCUACUUUCACCAUCGUCACUAAGGACGCUGGAGAAGGUGGUCUGUCUCUGGCAGUAGAGGGACCAUCCAAGGCUGAGAUUAGCUGUAAGGAUAAUAAAGAUGGCACUUGCACUGUGUCUUAUCUGCCUACUGCUCCUGGAGACUAUAAUAUCAUUGUAAAGUUUGAUGAUAAACACAUCCCUGGGAGCCCCUUCACAGCCAAGAUCACUGGUGAUGACUCUAUGAGGACAUCUCAGCUGAACGUUGGCACUGCCACAGAUGUCUCUCUGAAGAUCACAGAAACAGACCUCAGCUCACUCACUGCCACCAUCAGAGCGCCAUCAGGCAACGAAGAGCCCUGUUUGUUGAAGCGGCUACCUAACCGACACAUUGGAAUCUCCUUCACUCCUAAGGAAGUGGGAGAGCAUGUGGUGAGUGUGAAGAAGAAUGGAAAGCACGUUACCAACAGCCCUUUUAAGAUCAUGGUCGGUCAGUCAGAGAUUGGAGAUGCCAGCAAGGUGAAGGUAUUCGGGAAAGGGCUGCUAGAAGGACACACCUUUGAGGUAGCGGAAUUCAUCGUGGACACCAGGAAUGCAGGUUAUGGUGGACUAGGCCUGUCUAUUGAGGGUCCCAGUAAAGUGGACAUCAAUUGUGAGGAUAUGGAGGAUGGUACGUGCAAAGUGACAUACUGCCCCACAGAGCCGGGCACAUACAUCAUCAACAUCAAAUUUGCUGACCAGCACGUGCCGGGAAGUCCAUUCACAGUGAAGGUGUCUGGUGAGGGCAGGAUGAAAGAGAGCAUUACUAGGAAGAGGCAGGCACCCACCAUCGCUACUGUAGGCAGCCCCUGUGACCUCAACCUCAAAAUCCCAGGGAACUGGUUUCAGAUGGUGUCAGCUCAGGAGAGGCUGACGCAUACAUUCACACGCAGCAGCCACACGUAUACACGCACCGAACGCACAGAGAUCAGCAAGACGCGUGCAGGAGAGACCAAGAGGGAGGUGCGCGUGGAGGAGAGCACCCAAGUUGGGGGUGACCCCUUCAGAGACAUGUUUGGAGGAUUUCUGGGCAGAGAGAGCCUGGGUACCUUCAGUGGCAUCCAAGCAAGACAGCCUGAGGGUGAAACAGGCACCCAGGAGAUGACGGCACAGGUCACCAGCCCCAAUGGUAAGACAGAUGAUGCUGAGAUCAUUGAGGGUGAGGACAGCACCUACAGUGUCCGUUUCAUACCCCAGGAGAUGGGUCCUCACACAGUCAACGUCAAAUACAGAGGCCAGCAUGUCCCUGGUAGCCCCUUCCAGUUCACAGUGGGGCCAUUAGGAGAAGGAGGAGCUCACAAGGUCCGGGCUGGAGGCACAGGUCUAGACCGAGGAGUGGCCGGAGUGCCAGCUGAGUUCAGUAUCUGGACUCGAGAGGCUGGAGCCGGCGGUCUGUCCAUAGCUGUGGAGGGUCCCAGCAAGGCUGAGAUCUCCUUUGAGGAUAGGAAGGAUGGCUCUUGUGGGGUUGCCUAUGUGGUCCAGGAGCCAGGUGACUAUGAAGUGUCCAUCAAGUUCAACGAUGAACACAUCCCUGACAGCCCUUUCAUCGUUCCCAUAGCAACACUAUCUGAUGACGCCCGGCGACUUACUGUGACUAGCUUGCAGGAGAUGGGUCUGAAGGUGAAUCAGGAGGCUUCAUUUGCAGUGCAGCUGAAUGGAGCAAGAGGUGUAAUUGAUGCUAAGGUACAUACGCCCUCUGGUGCAGUGGAGGAGUGUUACAUCACAGAGCUGGACAAUGAUCAACACGCCAUCCGGUUCAUUCCACGGGAGAACGGCGUUCAUUCCAUUGACGUCCGGUUUAAUGGCAGCCACAUACCUGGCAGCCCCUUUAAAAUUCGUGUAGGGGAACAGGGGCAAGUAGGAGACCCUGGAAUGGUGUCUGCUUUCGGGCCAGGCCUGGAGGGAGGGACCACGGGUGUGCCCUCUGAGUUUAUUGUGAACACGUGCAACGCUGGGUCAGGUGCCCUAUCAGUUACCAUUGACGGGCCAUCCAAGGUGAAGAUGGAUUGCCAAGAGUGUCCGGAGGGCUAUAAAGUUACGUAUACACCUAUGGCCCCAGGGAACUAUCUCAUCUCCAUCAAAUACGGAGGACCACAGCAUAUUGUAGGCAGCCCAUUCAAAGCUAAAGUCUCAGGCACUCGUCUCUCAGGUGGUCACAGCCUUCACGAGACCUCCUCUGUUCUGGUAGAGACAGUGACGAAGUCAUCCUCCGUGGCAGGUUCAUAUGGCUCCUUGCCUAAAUUUUCAUCUGAUGCCAGUAAGGUAGUCUCUCGAGGGGCUGGCCUCUCUAAGGCUUUCAUCGGACAGAAAAACACCUUCACAGUAGACUGCAGCAAAGCAGGAACGAAUAUGCUGAUGGUGGGAGUACAUGGACCGAAGACGCCCUGUGAAGAAGUGUAUGUCAAACAUAUGGGCAACAGAAUGUACAACGUCACAUACACAGUGAAGGAGAAGGGAGACUACAUCCUCAUUGUCAAAUGGGGUGAUGAGAUGGUGCCCGGCAGUCCUUUCCAUGUUACAGUGCCUUAA
Messenger RNA from Chanos chanos (milkfish), 8112 nucleotides. RefSeq names its product filamin C, gamma b (actin binding protein 280) (gene flncb). Lineage: Eukaryota; Metazoa; Chordata; Actinopteri; Gonorynchiformes; Chanidae. Gene Ontology annotation, biological process: actin cytoskeleton organization. The coding region runs from base 1 to 8112 and encodes 2703 amino acids. The transcript has 48 exons. Gene Ontology annotation, molecular function: actin filament binding. The record is from RefSeq and is a predicted model, not a curated record.